AUGGUUAAGCGAGUUGCAAUUAUUGGAGCUGGUGUGAGUGGCCUCACCUCCAUCAAAUGUUGCUUGGAAGAGGGGCUGAAGCCCACCUGUUUUGAAAGGAGUGGCGACAUUGGAGGGCUAUGGCAAUUCACAGAAUAUGUUGAAGAGGGCAGGCCUAGCCUUUACAAAUCUCUUGUUACUAACAGCAGUAAAGAGAUGUCCUGUUUCUCAGACUUUCCUUUCCCAGAGGAUUUUCCAAACUUUGUGUCACACUUCCAGUUUUUGGAAUAUCUCAAAAUGUAUGCAAACAAGUUCAACCUUCUGAAAUGUAUCCAAUUCAAGACCAUUGUCUGCAAUGUGAAAAAAUGUCCAGAUUUCUCUACCUCUGGCCAGUGGGAGGUAACCACUGAACAUGAAGGAAAGCAAGAGUCAGCUAUAUUUGAUGCUGUCAUGGUCUGUACUGGUUUUCUCACUAACCCAUUUUUGGCGCUGGAUACAUUACCAGGUAUCAAUACCUUUAAAGGUCAGUACUUUCACAGCCGAGAGUACAAGCAUCCUGACUUAUUCAAAGAUAAGAGAGUCCUUGUGAUUGGCAUGGGGAACUCCGGCACAGACAUUGCUGUGGAGGCUAGCCAUGUGACUAAAAAGGUGUUGCUCAGCACCACUGGAGGUGCAUGGGUGAUAAAUCGAGUUUUUGACCAUGGGUAUCCUUGGCCCAUGGUGUUCACCACUCGAUUUCAAAGUACAUUAAGAAAUUCCCUCCCAACUUCAGUUGUAAACUGGUUAAUUGGCAACAAGGCGAAUAGCCAUUUCAAUCAUGCAAACUAUGGUUUGGUUCCAGAAAACAGAACUUGCUUCUGAGAACCUAUAGUGAAUGAUGAGCUCCCAGGACGUAUAAUUACUGGGAAGGUGUUGAUCAAUCCCAGUGUGGAGGAAGUGAAAGAAAACUCUGUUGUGUUUAAGAAUACUCCAGAAGAAGAUCCCAUUGAUAUAAUUGUCUUUGCCACAGGAUAUACUUUUACUUUUACUUUCCUUGAUGAGUCUAUAGUGAAAGUUGAAAAUAAUCAGGCCUCUUUGUAUAAGUACAUUUUCCCUGCACAUCUGGAAAAACCAACACUGGCUGUCAUAGGCCUCAUCAAGCCUUUUAGAUCAUUGGUGUGCACAUCAGAAGUACAAGUCCGAUGGGUCACACGAGUCCUAAAGGGCUUGAGUAAGCUACCAUCACCACAAGCCAUGAGAGAAGACAUUAACACAAGGAAAGCAAAUAAAGCCACUGGGUUUGGUUUAUACUUCAAAAUGAUUUUGCAAACAGAUUGUGUCAUCUACCUAGAUGAGCUCUCGUCCUUCAUCAAUGCAAAACCCAAUAUCUUAUCUCUGUUCCUGGUGGACCCACUACUGGCUUUUAAGAUUUUCUUUGGCCCACUUACCUCAUACCAGUACCGUCUGACUGGCCCAGGGAAAUGGGAUGGAGCCAGGAAUGCCAUUUUGACCCAGUGGGACCGGACAAUCAAGCCAACAAAAAUUCGAGUUGUACAAGGACCUCCAGAUACUUUUCCCCACCUACUCAAAGUCUUCAGCUUUUUGGCUCUACUUGUGGCAGCAUUUCUUAUUUUCUAG
This is a messenger RNA of Dromiciops gliroides (monito del monte), 1596 nucleotides long. RefSeq names its product flavin containing dimethylaniline monoxygenase 1 (gene FMO1). The record is from RefSeq and is a predicted model, not a curated record. NCBI's taxonomy places the organism in Eukaryota, Metazoa, Chordata, Mammalia, Microbiotheria, Microbiotheriidae. Gene Ontology annotation, molecular function: N,N-dimethylaniline monooxygenase activity; NADP binding; flavin adenine dinucleotide binding.